Molecule: messenger RNA, 1568 nt
Organism: Hibiscus syriacus
Lineage: Eukaryota; Viridiplantae; Streptophyta; Magnoliopsida; Malvales; Malvaceae
Product: COBRA-like protein 4
Biological process (GO): plant-type cell wall cellulose biosynthetic process; cellulose microfibril organization
Cellular component (GO): plasma membrane
Source: RefSeq, a predicted model, not a curated record
UAGUACCCAAACAGCACCACCAACUUUUCUUCUAACUAAUGAUAGUUUGCCAUUGCAGUUUGGAUUUCGGUGUCGAAGAAAAUUCAUAAAGAGCGGUAGUUUGCAUUCAGAAAUCGUUGGAAGCCUAACGCCUGCCACUGCUACAAGUCGAUCGAGAUGAAAUUUUUCAUCAUAGUUUUGUUUCUUUCCUUUGUUGCUGCAGCUGCAUAUGAUCCUUUGGAUCCAAAUGGAAAUGUAACAAUCAAAUGGGAUAUUGUGUCUUGGACGGCUGAUGGCUAUGUUGCAGUGGUAACAAUGAACAAUUUCCAAAUGUAUCGGCACAUAAUGAGUCCUGGUUGGACUUUGGGGUGGACAUGGGCUAAAAAGGAAGUAAUAUGGUCAAUGGUAGGGGCUCAAACUACUGAGCAAGGUGAUUGCUCGAAGUUCAAAGGAAAUAUACCUCACUGCUGUAAGAAAACGCCCACGGUUGUCGACUUGCUCCCCGGUGUUCCCUACAAUCAGCAAUUCACCAAUUGCUGCAAAGGUGGAGUGCUUGCAGCAUGGGGUCGAGAUCCUCAAGCUGCCGUCUCGGCUUUCCAAGUGAGUGUAGGAUUAGCCGGUACUUCGAACAAGACUGUCAAACUUCCGAAGAACUUCACUUUACUUGGUCCAGGACCCGGUUACACCUGCGGUCCUGCAAAGGUCGUGCCUUCGACGACUUUUCUCACCGCGGAUCGCCGCCGAAAAUCUCAGGCCCUCAUGACAUGGAAUGUGACCUGCACUUACUCGCAGUUUCUAGCUCGGAAAAACCCGAAUUGUUGCGUUUCUUUCUCGUCUUUUUACAAUGAAACCAUCACUCCUUGCCCAUCUUGUGCUUGUGGAUGCCAGAACAAGAACAAUUGUGUCAAGAGUGAUUCAAAGAUUCUUAAAAUGGUAGGAUUGAACACAAGGAAAGACAAUGCUCCACUGCUUCAAUGCACGCACCACAUGUGCCCGGUUCGGGUACACUGGCAUGUCAAGCUCAACUACAAGGACUACUGGCGAGUUAAGGUCUCGGUCACCAAUUUCAACUACAGGAUGAAUUACACACUUUGGAGCCUCGUUGUCCAGCACCCUAAUCUUAAGAAUGUCACACAAGUUUUCAGUUUCGAUUACAAGCCUCUGGUUCCCUACGAAUCAAUAAAUGACACAGGGAUGUUCUAUGGCAUGAAGUACUACAAUGACCUAUUGAUGGAAGCAGGGCCAUUUGGAAAUGUACAAUCAGAGGUGCUUCUUAGGAAGGACAAGGAUACCUUCACUUUCAAGCAGGGUUGGGCAUUUCCCAGGAAAGUCUAUUUCAAUGGUGAUGAAUGCAUGCUACCUCCACCUGAUACAUACCCGUUUCUACCAAACUCUGCACAUCAACACCUUUUCUUCACCAACUUGACAUUCAUUGCUGCAAUUCUUUCCUUAUUUGUGACUUUUUAACAAAUUCUUGAAUGAUGGUAUCCGAGUUUGUCAGCGAAGCUAUAUGCAUCCCCUUCGUGAAAAAAUUCUAGCAAGGGGACGUUUUCGAAGUUUUUCGAUGAGUCGGAAAAGACAUUUUGUAA